GAACAGCUGACGGUGCGUAUGAAGCAAACUUAACUUAGCCCAACCUGAAACUGACGACUGAACCGCGGGCUGGGCAAGAUUUCUAGUAACGAUGAACAGAUUCGAAUACGCCGAAGCUCGGCUUCAGGCCAACGAGGAGUUCCUCAAACGUGAAAAGGCUGUGAAGCUUUACGAUGGAGACACGAAGACGUCAUUUGAGGGCGGUGAACUGGUCCUGACAAAUUACAGAAUCCUGUGGGGUCGGCCGGGCGAAAUUCCGAGGGGUCUUACCUGCCUGUCCCUUUCUCUACGAUAUAUCGUAUACUUCGAGGAGGAAACCCCCGGUCCGUUCUCUUUUGGUCGGAGUAAAAAAAUCGUUUUACAUCUGGCCGAAGCUGCUGUUGACAAGAUGCCUGGUCCUAUUAAUUACAGCGCUAACAAUCAUGUCAAGCUAUCUUUCAAAGAGGGAGUAGAUCCCAAUUUUAUCAGCUACAUCGCUGAUGCGGUUACAAAGCGGGCUUGGGAACUUGUUACCUCUGUUCCCAUUCCUCAAUCGCCUACCUCCAGCACUGAGUCAAGCAGUCCGCGACAAUUGCCGAUGAUCAAAACAAGGACUGGAAUUGUUGGGAUAGAACGAAGCCUUCAGGAGCGACAGAAAGCCACCGAUGAAAGCAUAUCAAUGGCCUUUCAGGACCUUCAAAAACUUAUGGGGAUGGCCAAGGAUAUGGUCUCCAUUUCAAAGACCAUAUCCAACAAAAUACGGGAAAAACAAGGUGAUAUAACCGAGGAUGAAACGGUUAGAUUCAAGUCUUACCUUAUGAGCUUAGGUAUAGACGACCCUGUCACGAGAGACGCGUACAAGAGCAGUAACGAGUAUUUCAGACAGUUAGCUAGAGAGUUGGCACAAAUAUUAGAGGAGCCACUGAAGGAAGUUGGUGGCAUGAUGGCACUGACCGACGUUUAUUGUAGAGUGAAUAGAGCAAGAGGUCUGGAACUUUUGUCUCCGGAGGAUGUGCUGAAUGCAAGCAGACAAUUGGUUCCACUUCGAUUGCCAGUUAUUCUCAGAACUUUUGAGAGCGGAGUGAUGGUUCUGCAGCUGGAAUCUCAUAACGAGACUGUCAUUGUUGAAUCUGUGGAAGCAUUGCUGGAAGAGAAGGGAUCGAUAACUGUCGAGGAGCUCGCUCAGUCUGCAGGAAUAUCAAUUCUGCUAGCACGCGAGAGACUGAUCGCCACAGAGAGACACGGAAAAGCGUGCAGAGACGAUUCUAUAGAGUCUUUGAGGUUUUACCCAAAUCUUUUUCUCACUCAGUGUUGAGUGGUCAGGAGCCUCGCGAUAUUUUAAAAACUUACAAGCCGUUACAGUUUUCGAGCUAAAUGAAAACUUAAGUUCAGUAAUAAGUGUGAAUAACAACAAUAAUGAUAAUAAUGCGAGACAGUUUGAAGCUAGUUAAACUACAGAAGAACCUUAUUCUAGAUGUCAAGUAUCAAAUAAUUUAGUCGCAAGCACUUCGAAGCAGAAGGAAAGGCUGUUUGUACAUUUCUGUGCCUUUACGUAUAUUAAUUUAUAUACAGUUUGCUUGCUAAUAGUUU
This is a messenger RNA of Diprion similis, 1569 nucleotides long. RefSeq names its product vacuolar protein-sorting-associated protein 36 (gene Vps36). Bases 92 to 1294 code for a protein of 400 amino acids. Gene Ontology annotation, biological process: protein transport to vacuole involved in ubiquitin-dependent protein catabolic process via the multivesicular body sorting pathway. Gene Ontology annotation, molecular function: ubiquitin binding; phosphatidylinositol-3-phosphate binding. The record is from RefSeq and is a predicted model, not a curated record. Lineage: Eukaryota; Metazoa; Arthropoda; Insecta; Hymenoptera; Diprionidae. The transcript is spliced from 7 exons. Gene Ontology annotation, cellular component: ESCRT II complex; late endosome membrane.